AUGGCCGUGCGCCCUUACAACGGAGGACAUUUCGAGAAAAUUGGAUCAGAAGAAGAACAUACUAUCGAAACUUUUGAGAGGAAAAUACAUGGAACUCCUUUCAGUGAGCCUGAAAGACAAUAUUCCCGACAACAGUAUACCGAGAGAAGAACAUACGGAAGAGAUGAAAAUGGCGAAGUUGUUGUAAAAAUUGAAAAAGAUCCCUCUGAACCCAUUCGCCCUGUUACGCCAGUUCGCCCCGUAACACCAGUUGGAGGGCAUGACGAUCACCUAUUGAAGCCCAUUCAACCUCUAACUAUUCCACGUAUUGAGCUCAGCUCAGUUUCUAAUCGAAAUUCUCCAAGACAUAAUGGAUCGGUAUCACCUAGAUCGGUAACAUAUCAGCUUUCUCCCAGGAGUGCUCCUGUUUCUCCACGCAGUACCACCAGCAGUAAUUAUUCCGCCGGAGGUACUCCAAUGAAGAAGGUUGUUAAAAAAUCUCGUUGGGUUUCUAUCCACGAUGGGAGACCCGUAAGCCCAUACAAAGAAACAGUUUCGUAUGAGCCUGCGUUUCCUGAUCGCUACAGCAGUGCGUCUCACAGAUCUAUCCAAUCGCCGUCAUUAUCACCUGCCCCUCAUGGACUUCGUCGGCCCUCAGAUUGUGCUUUGAUCAUGGAAAACCCUCUUUACUACGCAGAUUAA
Molecule: messenger RNA, 681 nt
Organism: Auanema sp. JU1783
Lineage: Eukaryota; Metazoa; Nematoda; Chromadorea; Rhabditida; Rhabditidae
Source: the annotation of a GenBank genome assembly